AUGGCAUUCACUCGAGAAGCGAGAAUCACCCUAGGACGGCCACCUUCGCCGGUCGGCGGCAGGGCGGGGAGGGCGCCGGAAGCGGUGUCUCUCACCAAGGCUGAAAAGGACGUGGAUAGAGACAACGAGAACCCUGAAGAAGGGCCAAAGGAACCAGACGUGCCCCUGGGCAGCAUCACCCAGGCCAAGAACCUCUACUCGAAACGGGACAGCGACGGCAAAUACCAGUGGGUGACUGUAGAGCCGGACGACGCCGUCGACGCCGCCGAGAACAGCGAGACGGCUCGCUACGCUUUCCUGGUGCGCAACAAGAAGAGCUACGACAGCAGGAAGAAGUACGACAUCGACUCCAUCAUCGUCCAGUCUCCGUGGCUGAAGAAAUCCUUGGGCGUCGUGUUCGAGGGUUACCCGGGCAUCACGACCAAUCUGGAGCGACUUGUCUUUCGAGCGCCCUUGCACCCGUUCGUCCACCGCUGGAACAAGUUGCUCGCCUUGCUGGAGGAGAACGACUUUGAGGAUCCGACCGCCAGAGACCAUCUCCAGCUGUUCCAUGACGCUCUGUACGAGGAGCUCAAGAACGCGAUUUCGGCAAAGAUCGACCUGGUCAAGAACGGCGUCAUCACCUUCGAGUACCUCUGGACCAUCUUCGAGCCGUCGACCCUGGUCUACAGCGUCAGAGACAACAAAGACUGCGUCUUCAAGCUCAACUCGUACGUCACGACCUUCGACCAACGGGCGGGCAAGGACUAUCUGUCCCUCGCCGUCUGGUCCUGUGACUGGGACGGUACCACCUUUGGCCAGAACAACACGGAGCUGAAGAACUACCAGUUUGCCGGCACGACGCCCAUCAGUUCCCUGGCGGCGUUUCCCCUCGAGUUCCAUCCCGCUCGGCAGCAGAUCUCGGACAAGUUGAUCGCCCGAGGCAAGCUCUUCGAGCAGUUCGCAGGCUACCACUAUCAGGCGUACCGCGGCGUCGCCCUGGGGUACGGCCGGAGCGGCAUGAUCAGGCACAACAUCGAGUCUCGGAUCAUCAUCGACUGUGAGGCGCACAAUCGGUUCAUGCCCAACUAUGCCGUCUAUCUCGCCUCUCUGCCCCAGGCUGGCGCCGAUCGGGUCCGGGGUGGUGCGACGUCGACCGGGAGCCGAUCUGAUGACGAGGGGGAGGAGGAGCCGGACGACUCUGACGACUAUGACCGAUUCUCGGGCGACGAGACACCGCCCAUCUUCAUCAGCCCCCCCAGCGCAGGCGGAAUCGACGACGCAUGCGGCUCGACGCAGAAGCACCGGCCGCUGACGACCGAAGAACUGCUCCUGUCGGUGCCAUAUGUCAAGGGAUACGCCAUCAAGAACAAGAAGUGGCUGUGGUUCCACGUGGACCAGAUUGAGCCGAUCAAGUUCGCCGACAAUGCGUUCGCCUCGCUCGUGCUCCCGUCGGAGCAAAAGUCGCUGAUUCGAGCCUUUGUGGAAUGCCAGGUGAGGCACAAGAACGACUUUGACGACAUCAUUGCAGGGAAAGGUCGAGGGAUGAUCAUGCUCUUGGCCGGUCCGCCGGGCGUGGGAAAAACGCUGACGAGCGAGAGUGUCGCCGAGGACAUGCGCGUGCCCCUCUACUGCAUGAGCGCCGGGGACCUGGGCCUGGACCCGUCGGACAUCGAAGAAUCACUCAACCUCGUGCUGGACAUGGUCAGCAAGUGGAACGCAGUGUUGCUGCUCGACGAAGCAGAUGUUUUCCUCGAGGCGCGGAGCUCCAAUGAUCUCGAGAGGAACAAGAUGGUCUCCAUCUUCCUGCGGGUGCUGGAAUACUACGAGGGCGUUUUAUUCUUGACCACCAACCGCAUCAGCAACAUCGACGCCGCCUUCCACUCCCGGGUCCACGUCACCAUCAACUAUCCCAAUCUGUCCAUCGACUCCCGUCGGCAUGUCUGGCAGACGUUCCUCGGAAACGACACCACCGUGACCGGGAAAGACAUUGAUCGUCUCGCUGCCGUGGACUUGAACGGCCGACAGAUCAAAAACAUGCUGAAGACGGCACAGAUGCUGGCUCGAAGUCAGGAACACGGCAACGGAGAAGGUGGAAAGGUGGGGAUGAAGCACAUCGAGACCGUUCUCGCCAUUGAACGGGGCACAUCCUGGGAGUGA
Exophiala spinifera is the source of this 2139-nucleotide messenger RNA. RefSeq lists its product as uncharacterized. The record is from RefSeq and is a predicted model, not a curated record. Lineage: Eukaryota; Fungi; Ascomycota; Eurotiomycetes; Chaetothyriales; Herpotrichiellaceae. Gene Ontology annotation, molecular function: ATP hydrolysis activity; ATP binding. The transcript has 3 exons. Bases 1 to 2139 code for a protein of 712 amino acids.